UUGAACCGAUACUCCUACUACUGUCAUAUGCUAUGAUUUUGUUUCAGAGAUAAUUGUAAGGAGUAGUCAGUUUUAGAUAAAAACCCUUCCUUUCCUUUCCUUUUCACUGUGAGUAGUCAACUCAACUCAGUCUUUAAGUCAAGACUUUCUUCUUCGUUUUCAUGUUCACCCUUUUCUUCAGUUUCGAGCAACACUCUUACUCUACUACUCACACACACACAGUUUGUAGAAAUGGAGGGUUUCACCGAAGGUUCCACAGUCGAGGUCUGGAGCAAGGAAGAUGGGUUUCAGAACGCCUGGUUCUCCGCCGUACGUCAUUCUCGAACCACCAACCCAUACUCUCACUCCUUCUCUCUCUCCCGUCAAGAAGAAGACGAAGCGUACCAAAAACGACAACUCAAAGGUCGUCAUUCGAUAUCUACACAUGCUCGCCGACGACGGCAAGGAGCUUCUUUUGAGAAGAUCGACAGAUUUUUCGUCAGGCCAACUCCUCCUCCUCCUGACACGGAGCCCGAUAAGCCAUUUGCGCAAAACGACGUCGUUGAUGCCUUCCACCACGAUAUCUGGUGGACCGGAGUCAUCAUCAACGUCGAAAACGACAACUAUACUGUUCGCUUCGCCAUCCCAUCUGAUCUUCUCUACUGCAACCACUCUCAGCUCCAACCCCACUGGGAUUGGGUCGAUAAGAAAUGGGUACGGUCUGGAAAACAGGAAAUUAAGUAUUCGAAAUUCAGACCAGGAACAGGAGUAGAAGUGAAACUGAGUACUGAAAAUGAGGGGCUCAACUUCUGUUCUGGUGAAGUAUAAGACGACAAAUAAAGAUAUGGCCAAUGGAGAGAUCUAUAACCAUAAAGAGUUGAGGAAGCAUCUUCCCAGCCACAAGUUCCGGACUGGUAGUGACUGAAGUUAUUUCACAUUUGGUACGUGAAAAAAAUUGUGAAUACUAAUUAGACUCCUUUCAUGAUUUAUGUAUGUAUAUAUAUAUAAAUAUAUAUAUGUAUGGAGAUUCUCUAGGUUCUCAUAGAUGGAGUGUGUUCAUUUUUAUCUGUUAUUUUUUUUUUUUGGUGUAGUAUGAGGUUCUCAUCAUAAUCACCUUUUUAACUUUCUCA
Molecule: messenger RNA, 1109 nt
Organism: Humulus lupulus (European hop)
Lineage: Eukaryota; Viridiplantae; Streptophyta; Magnoliopsida; Rosales; Cannabaceae
Product: DUF724 domain-containing protein 1-like
Exons: 3
Coding region: 232-807 (191 amino acids)
Source: RefSeq, a predicted model, not a curated record